Messenger RNA from Lethenteron reissneri (Far Eastern brook lamprey), 16235 nucleotides. Its product is annotated as transcription regulator protein BACH1-like. Lineage: Eukaryota; Metazoa; Chordata; Hyperoartia; Petromyzontiformes; Petromyzontidae. Gene Ontology annotation, biological process: regulation of transcription by RNA polymerase II. The record is from RefSeq and is a predicted model, not a curated record. Gene Ontology annotation, molecular function: RNA polymerase II cis-regulatory region sequence-specific DNA binding; DNA-binding transcription factor activity, RNA polymerase II-specific; protein binding.
GGCCGUGAUGGCGGGACGCGGUGGCUCCGCGCUCCGCCGCUGCUGCUGCAGGCAGGAGGAGGAGACCCAGCCCGAGUGCACGGGAGCCACCGUCUCGCUCUGACGCCGCCGCGGCUGCGCUCGCCUUGGCGUUGUGGCGCGGCGCAUGGGCGGGGAGCGCGGCUGAGAUGAUGUAUGGCGUUUCUGAAAAACUACUCGACAAAUUGGGAUGCCUUCAACAUGUGUGCAGUCUCGCCACGGGAGAGAUGAGCGAUCCGGGCGGCUUCGUGUUCGAGUCCGCGGAGCACGGCGCCGGCGUGCUGCGGCGGCUCGACGCGCAGCGGGAGCGCGAGCUGCUGUGCGACGUCACGGUGCGCGCGGGCGAGCGGCGGUUCCCGGCGCACCGCGCCGUGCUGGCCGCGUGCAGCGACUACUUCCUGUCGGCGCUCGGCUGCCAGCCCGAGCCGCGGCCCACGCUGUCCCUGCCCGCCGAGGUCACGGCGGCUGGGUUCGACCCCCUCCUGCAGUUCGCCUACACAGGGAAGCUGUUUCUGAGCCGCGACAACUUUGCGGAUGUGUCCCGCUGCGCGUCGCUCCUGCGCGUCCACGACCUCGAGGAGGCCUGCUUCGAGUUCCUCGCCUCCAAGCUCGCGGGACCUCGCCAUGGCCCCGCCACUCCCACCGGCGGCGCCCCGUCCACCUGCCCCCUCCCCCUCUCGGACCGCGUGCGCUACCAGCAGGCCGCGGCGCGGGCGUGGGACGGCCGAGGCGACGAGCGGGGGGAUGGCGGCGCCGCGCGCUCGCCGGUGGCGCCCUACCGACCCGCGUCGGCCUGCGGCCCGGUCCUGUGCGGCGCGGCCAGCGGCCGCGGGGAGGCCGCCCCGGGCGGGCCGACGCAGCGGUGCGAGCGGAGGCCCCGCAGCCCCAAUAGCCCCGAGUCGAGCUGCGAGCGCGAGGAGACGCUCGCCGAGGACGAGCGCCCGAAUGCCAGGCUGGCGUUGGCGACGCCAUGUUUCCAGAACUCCCAGAGGUGCGGCCUGACCCCGCGGGCCGCGCAAUGCCAGCGCCGGCAUCAAUGUCCGGGCGACGUCGGUCAGGAGGAUCUGGCCAGCGGCUUCGCUAAUUCAUCGCCGUGCUCGCAAACGGACGCAGCCAAGGCCAGCAUCAUCACCUGCCCGCAGGCCUCCGCACGAAGGUUCUGCGGUUCCCGGGAGCCCCGGUUCUCCCCGCAGCGGAGUACGGGGACUCCCGAGUACGGAGGGGAGAAUGCGCACGAGGGGGGAGUGGGUUCGACGGCGCCCGAAAAACCCUGCGGGCCGCCGCCCGUGAUGUGCCCGCUGCGGGACCCCGACGCCUCCGUCACGGUCAUCGUCAGCUCCCCCAGAACCGGCAUCAAGUUUCAGGCCGGCGUGCGCGAGUCCACCGGAGACGCCCCGGGCACGGAAUUUCCUCCCCCUGUGUGCCCCCGGUCGGAACGGCGCCCCGUGGACUUGUGCCCCGCGUCGAGAUCCGUGAAGACGGAGCCGCAGCAGCGGGGCGAGCACGGCGCGCCGGGGGGCGGCCGCGAGGUCGCGCGGGAGGAGGACUCGACGUACCCGAGGCUCGUCGACCGCCACGUGGGCGCCGCCGCCCGUGACGCCCCCGGCAGGGACGUGACGCGGAUACGCUGCUCGAGGAACGACGCGGGCGACGCGCUCUCCCUCUCCAACCUGUGCCCCAAGUACCGCAGGUUCCAAGAGGCCUGCCGGCAGGAGCACGGCUUCGGAGGCUCGCUUCGCCUCGAGGCGGCGUCCCCGGAGUGGUGGACGGGCUCCUCGAAGGAACGCUACGGCGACCCCGCUUCAUCACCUUCCAAGCACGAGUCCAACGCAUCUCAGGCGGCGACCAACGAGGCUCGGCACGUGACGAACUUUGGCGUCAAGGAACAGGUUUCGCCGGAGGGGAUGGACCUGGAACACACCGUGUCGCAAGAACCUUCGAUACCUACUACCUCUCGAUUACCACCUCAGAUGGACCCCAGGAAAAGCUUCCUGUGCGGCCAAGCAACCUACAGUUUGCAAUCGUCUUGCCAGCCAGGUGCCCGGAGCCCUCAGUACCCACUUACCUCAGGCUACAGCCCCUCGGCUGUCGUGUGUCCGCUCAGGGGCCGCACCGUUGAUAUCACUUGGGAGGCCGUCGGGGAUUUCUCUCUCCCUCCGGCACGCCGCCGCUCCUCGGACACUCCGGCCACGGAGACGGAAUCCAGGCGGGGGAGCGCGGGCGAGGAAGCGGCUUGCUACGCGCGCGCGAGGAGGCACGGCGGGCUCGCCGGGGAGGACGACGACGACGACGACGAGGAGGAAGAGGAGGACGAGGAGGACGAGGAGGAGGAGGAAGAUGCGGCGGCGGUGCCUGCGGAGCGGGGCCUGUGCGGCGGGGAAAGCAGAGGGUCCGGCGCGGGGCCCUCGCCCAUCAACCUCUCCCUGCCGAGCCACGAGGCGCCGCCGCCGACGUGCCGGCUGCCCCCGCUGUCCUCUGCCGUGCAGUUCGAGCUGUGCCCGGUGCUGCGGCGCUGGGAGCCGGGCCCCGUGUGGCACGGGGACGACGCCCCGGGGCCUCGCCUCUGCUCCCCCCCGCCGGCUCAGCAGUGCCCAGCCUCCGCCGCCGCCGCCGCUUCCUGCGUGUCAUGCACCAGAUACCCAGCGCUGUCCACCAGCCACUCCGGGGACGAGUCGGACUCGUUCUCGGACGACGAGAGUGAACUUUACACGUCGCAGGAGCAGGACAUGUGCAAGAAGGAGAUGAAGCUGCCCUUCCCCAUGGAGAAGAUCUCGCGGCUCCCGCGGAGCGAAUUCCAGGAGCUGCUCAAGAUGCACGCGCUCACCCCCGAGCAGCUCGACUUCAUCCACGACAUGCGCCGCCGCAGCAAGAACCGCCUGGCGGCGCAGCGCUGCCGCAAGCGCAAGCUGGACUGCAUCCACAACCUGGAGACGGAGAUCCACAAGCUGUGCAAGGAGAAGGACCGCCUGCUGGUGGAGCGCGAGCACCUCCGCGUGUGCAUGGACGAGCUCUACCACAGCUUCACGGGGCUAUGCCGGGAGCUCUGCCAGGGCGUGCAGAACAACCCGGCGCACAUGCAGCUCUUGGGCCAGUACAUGUCUCCCGGGGGGCGGCCCCCCGAGCCCCCCCCCGCCGCCCGCCACCUACAGCAGCCGUCCGCGCCUCCGGUCGCGCGUCGCGGUCUCAGCGGCGCGAGGCCGCGUCGUCCCACGGGCGCCGCCGCUAUGGAGGAGGGCGGGGAGGGCGGGGAUGGCGGCCCUCGCGAGGCCGAGGUGGGAGGGGCGGUGUCGGAAGCACCGGCCCGCGACGCCGAUAACCGCGAGGACGGCAGCGGAGGAGGAGGAGGAGCUCUGGGGAGGAACGACGGUGCCGGGUAGCCCCGGGCAGGGCACGUUUGUGAAUCGUUGCCGGUGGGGGGGGGGGAGCCACGUCAGCCGUGAGGUGGCGAAUUCCCCCUCCCUCGAAACGAAAGCAACGCGUAAAAGCAAAACCCCCGGCGGUUUGCUUCUUUUUUUUCCGUGUGAAGCGGUGGCGGUGGUGCAUUUUACAGGUGGGGGAAAGAAAAAUCGAUGCUGAAUGAGCACUACGUGUGGUCACGCGGUCGGUGCUACUCUUCUCACCAGCAUAUCUCAAGGGGGGCCAUCCCAGCAGCCUCGCACACUUUCAAAGGGCUCUGCCGUUGGGGAAGGCCUUGUCAAUCCGGGAGCCUUCACCAAGUGAUGUUUCGUCCAGGAGAAAGGAUGCGUCGAUCACCCGGCCUUUUUCUUCCUACGUGAAAACUGCCCGCAGUUCCAUCGAAAGUCACGAGCGAUGAUGUUGCUGUUAAGAUUAUUAACAGUUACCGGGUCCACAGAGCGCUUCUUGCCAGUUGUACUCACAUAAUGGGACACAUUUUCCUGUCAUGUAUCAACAUCUGUUUCAGUAAUGAGCCAUUUUUUUCUUUUCCAUGGGCCAGGCCUUAGCGGACUGCUGUAAAUCCAGACCUAACCUGGUGAUUUUUACGGGCGACUCGCGACAAUAGCGACGAGAUUCAGGCACCUUUGGGUUGUGCUUGCAACCCUCAAGUGUCUAUGGCGAGUCUGCAGAUCCAACGGUAUGAAAAACCUAACGGUACGUCACUAAAUUCCUGUGACGUCACCUUCUGAAAGAGAUCCGUCGCAGGCGUUCGUGGUUCUAGCCCAGCGGCCGCCCCUAUUAAUACUGCGGGUGGAUUAACCACGAAUGCGCGCCGUCUGCUUCACAGUGGACGUUAAAGAUCCCCCCCCCUCCCCCCGUGACGUUCAUUUAAAAUACGAGGCAACGUCGUCACUGUGCAGGUAGAAACAUUACUGGCACGUUACUUAACUGGGAGCAACCAGCCACCAACAUCAACCCAGACUUAUGCCCUUUUGCAGGCCGGCACUGCAGUGCACCAUUUUGCCGCCGAGUCGGGUAGAGCUGCCACCGGGGGAGGGGGGGGGUCUCCGUGGCAAGCCCCUGGCAGCAGGGCAUUGAAAUGAGAUGCGACGUGAUGCAAGGUGCUUUUGGGUUUUCCGAGGCAUCGACGUGCACUACAAAAUGCAAAUCCGUAUUCUUUAAAAGCCAUCGCCAGUUGGCCACUAAGCGGUUUGAAAAGCGGGCGUGGAGGGGGGAGGAUGUGUGGACGACGGAGUAGGCGACGGUCUUAGCAGGUCGCCCGCGCCAGGGAGACUUGGCGUGACUCUUUGGGUGGGAAUGGCCACUGUGACAGGGCUGGAGUGGGAGACACGAUGUUUGCAGCGUCUGUUGGGCCGCCUGAACCCCCCCCCCCCCCUUUUUUUACUGCGAAAUAACGAUCGCGACGAUCGCCCGGUGGUAUUGUUUGUCGGGCUUGGAGGGAUAUUAAGGUUCUUGUCAACGGCGGCGCAACAACCUCGACAAUUUCUUGCCGAUUCCCAUUGAAAGAAAAUAUUUUUUUAUAUAUUUGUUUGCUUAUGAAGCGAGUUGUGUACAACACACAAAUGCCAUUUAAAAUUUUCUUUCCCGAAAGCAAAUUCCCUCGAAAAACUAAAAAGAUCAAACAUUUUGAAAUAAAAAAGGGGAUGGAAAAGAAAAAGUGUGUACGUGCAUGUAAAACAUUUUACGAGUUCAGGUUUUUUUUUUACAUUGUUAUCAUGUCGCUUUUUUUUUUAAGAAUGUAACUUUUUGCAAGCCCUGUGCGCAAAGCACGCACACGCACAGUCAUUAUCGAGGCGAUUUAGCAUUUCAGGGUUCUUGCGUUUUUAUUCACAACGCGGGUGGAGCGGUGGGGCGGGGGGCGGUAGGGCCUGUGCUUGCGUCUGGUGGGGAGGGUAUCGUCGGGGCGUCCGCAGUCUCGCAGCGCGUGCGCACGUGACCCGGGCUCCGAGUCGACGUGCGCGCGUCGACUCGGAGCCGGGUGGCGUGCGCCGCCAGUGCUGGCUGCGGAUGUUGGUGCGCGUCUUUCCAGACAUCGCCCCCCUUCCCACAGUGCCGGACUCGGGUUGCCGACGGGAUAUUUAAGCACGACGAAAAUGGGAUUUUGUGUCUGUCGCACACCCCUGCAAUCCCAGCGUCUUGGGAGCCCAGGGUUGGCGGCUCACGCGGAGAUGGAGUUAUUGUGUGUGUGACGCCCCCGUCUGCUCGUAGGCAGCGGUGAAGCCGUCUUUGGAGGUUUUAAUCCUCUGUCCUAUAUUCUCCUGGCACUCCGGCUUUUCAUAAAAAUGCGAAAAUAAAUUAAACAUAGUUGGCCGAAUGUCCUCAACUGUCGAUAGGGUUUUUUUUCUUAAUGGGCUUGUCAACAGCUGUGUUUGUAAAACAUUGCAAAAGGCUCAGAAAGCACUUGGCUCUGCCAAACUCACCUCACCUCAACAAUUAGCUCCUCCAGACAUAAUACUUAAUAUUCCUGUCAUUUCCGGAGCAAUUUAUAAAGGAGUAAUUGAUAAAUGGCUGUGUUGCUGUAUAUAAAUAAAAUACUAAGCCUUACUAACUUUAUAGUUUUUUCACAAAAAAAAAAAAUAUUUACAUUUCACAAAAAUACAACUUUUUAAAUCCAAGCAACUGGAAGUCUUGCCACAACUGCCUCGUAUGUAAAGAUUGUCUCUCAUUUUGAAGGCGUCAAUACACCUUCAUUAAAACGUUUUGGGAAGGUUUAAAUUAAAUUCAAAUACCCUCGCGAUUUUGUCGCAACAAGACGUGUUAAGGAGUUUGUUCACUUGAUCACCACGGGUCCCUCAAUCGGUUUGCUCUCCGCGAUUACGUUUGCUCUCCGAGCUUGGCGCACGGCGAGGCGCCCAAGAGGAGUUCUCGCAGCGCUGGCCCAACGCCGAGCGGCACGGCGUUGGGCGUCCGUCGGACUGCAGACCCGACACAGACUGGUGUGGGGCAUGUGUUUUGCGCGCCCAGGUCGUGAACGCAAAAGUAACGUAACUCAUUUGUGGCUUCACUGCUACUUGAUAAACCACGCCGGCAAAGCUGGGUGAGGAGAAGUGCCCUUUUUGCAGACUCCCCUUGACAAUGUCUGUGGGCCCCCCCCCCCCCCCCGUCUAUGACUACGUCGUCCCCGAAGUCUUUUGUACUCAUUUCUUGUUUUACUUGUGGCUCUUAAGAACCGUUUGAUAAAGGGCCCGUGGAGCAGACCCUCAGCGCCAUUAACGCGGCGGGGGAAAUAGUUGCGCCCGUUGGCUGUUGUUCUGCUGGAAAUUAGCAGUCAAUUUCCUCUUCAGCAACAAUAAUCGCCCCCCAACCCGCCGCGUCUGCGGGGCCAGGUGUUGAAUGGUCGAUUAAAAAUGCUACAAAUUCUGUCAGAGAGGCUUGUCACGUUUAAAGUGCACCCUUUGUCUGGUUAUGUAAAUGUUCCUUGGGAUGUCAUCAACAGUGAGCCUUCGGUUCUCGGGCAGUAAUGCUCUCAGGUUAUCAAUUCGUUACCAAAUGUUAAUGGUCACACGGUUUGUUUGUGGUUUCCAUUGGUGCGGAUUCUCUUUUCUUUACAGUGUAACAGACUCCUAAGUCUAAAACAUUCGCUAUUACUCCACCCGCGCAGGCUUUUAUCACACGGGCAAAACCAGCGUCGCCCUUGUCACUGCAAACAAUUACAAUCGAAGCAGACAAACUUUCGUUUUCUGCUUCUCAACAAUUUGUGACUCCGCGUGUUUUUCCCGUCUUAUCUGCCCGCCGGCCACCUGCCUAAGAAAAAAGGAAAGGAUAACAACAACAAAAACAACAAAAAGGGGCUCGAAUAAAAUUCGUUGGGAGCCGCGUGCCCCCGAGGCGCCGCAGUAAAACUGCUCUGCCGCUUCGCUCGUGCUGCCCCCCCACCCUCUCCUCUCGCCACUUUCCGACCUGCGCGUCGCGGUCAUUCCCAUUGGGGGUUUGACGGGCGUUGUUGGUGUGUGCAGGAGGGAUCGUUGGCCGAAUAUAUAUGUUUUGGUGGAUGCACACUUCUGGAAGGAAUGUGUUCCGGAGUGCUGGCUAAAUGACAUACAGGGAUUAUUGGCACGUUGAGUGCAAAAUAAGGAUAGAGAAGAGGACGAGACGUUGUGGUAGCGGUGACGUUGCUUCCCACGUGGUAACUUGGAGGUCAAGGGGAGGGUUCACACAGGGAAUGGAAUCCUGAAUCGCCGGUCCUCGUGAGAGUUUGACGUUGCGAGAUGCCCACCUGGGAACAUGAUGAAGGAGGUAGUACAGCAAGCAGGUUCACUUUGCAGUAAUUCUCCAGAACUCAAGAGAUUUGUCCAGGCCCUUCGGUUUCCUUAUUAGUCUUUCGAUUGAAAGGUCCUAAGACUCGGGUCUUGCCGGGUGAAGAUGUUAAUCGUUCGUAAACAUUGUCGAGGAUUUGCUCAAGUGCUCGUUGGGGGCGUGUGAGUGUUACCUGCACUCGCCCCCCUCGCAUUGGCAAAAAUCCGUACACUCACCAACAGCACCAAUAUCAGGGUGCACCACAGGCAGCUCGGGUUAUCCACAAUACCCCUUUUUAAGAGUUCUUUACUUUCACUUUUCAAGUUCGCUUGUAGCCGCAGUGUGAGAAGUGCGUGUUUUAUUUCCUACAUUGUCACAACAUGGCAGCUGGGCUGGCUAGAAAGCCCUCUUCCACCGCACGGUGGCCCGGGUUCGAUUCCCGCUCAUGGCCAACACCGGUGGCGAUUAUUUGAACCGGUCCUGGGCCUCCCCUAGGUCGACUCAGCCUCAAAUGAGUACCUGGUGCGAUGUGUAAACAUCGCCACUGGGGAGACAAAGGCGGUCGUGCGUGGUGCUGGCCACCCACCCCCUCGUGUACCGUUCCGGCCUUCAUAGGUGCUCGCUAACAGCACUUGCCCCUACAGUCUGUUAAGGCUAUACGGGGGAUCUUUGUCUUUUUGUAGCAGGCCCUCUACGUUGCUGUAUUGCGUGAUACGGAUAGCCACAUUUCCUGGUCCUUGAUGGGGCCCCCAUCCGAGCACUGCUUGAUGGUCCAUGCGAGUUGUGUGGACCCCCCCCCCCCCCCCGUGGCUUUCUUCCUCCCAUCGUCGCUGCAGCACUGCGGGAGUGAUGAGCACGCUGGGCAGCAGCAGCAGUUGCAGCAGUUGCAGCAGUUGCAGCAAACCUGGCACUGCCAUCUCGUGGACAGAUUCUCAGUCAAAACGUGCAUCGCUGUUUGACAGCUGCACAUUUUAAAUGAGCAAAGGCAACAUUUGCUUUGAUACAAACCACAUUCUAAUUGUCAAAUGCCUUCGCGUUUGCAAGUUGAGACCAACAAAUAAGGACGAUCAAAGGUCUCUCUAAAUAUUAAAUAUCCAAGUACGGUUGAAGUGCAUCUGUUCACUGGUAAACUAUCUUCAAUGGGGCAUUGUCUUAUCAAGCAGUGUGAACAGGUCUGCCAGUCAACACGACAAAACACUUUACCCACUCUUACGUGCCAUUUGUGAGCUCUGCCCCUUGCACUUGGGCAUUGCAGGCUGCACGGCCGCACGGGGCCUGCACACAUUCGGCACUCGCGACGAAUUGCGAUGGGUGAAGUCACUCGUGAACUCCUCUCCGUGGUUGGGUCGACCGAAAUCCCACGGCGUUUCCACAACACCGACUUUGUUUCUCCGCCAACCCACGAACUUUCUCCACGUUUAUUCUUGAGGUGUCUUUUGUGGACCCUCCCCGCCACGUUGCAACAUUCUGCGAGUAAGUCGGCGAGCAGCGAAGCGGGUUUAGAUUUGGUGCCGGAACGUGUUUGGAGAAGCGCAGGACUCGCUCAGUGCCCCCCGCCCCCCCAGGUUCUGUUCGCCAACCACAUUGGUGGGUCCUUUUUCAUUUGAGUCCUUUUUCAUUUGAGUCCUUUUUCAUUUGAGUCGAGCCUGAAGCGGGGGGGGGACGGCACUCCCUUCCCAAACUCCACUCGUACCUCGGCACCGUCAUGAAUGGCCGUGCGGCAUGCGACGUGUGGGGAUCAUCUCUUUCCCGGAUGCGGACCCUUCGUCGUGUACCUCGUUCUUUUGUUUAACAACAACAACAAUGUUGUCGUUGUUGUUUAACAACAAUGUUGUAGUCCGUGCUUACGACUGGGUUUGUUUCCGGCAGCCCACGGUAUUCCAGUUUGAAACCCGCUCAUUUCACUCGCCAGGAGGUGUGGAGGCUUCCACGAGUGGCUGCAGCAGGGCUGCGUGGUCUGCACGUGGUAUUCAUACCCCAGUGUUCCUCGCAAGAGAUGUGUGCUGGCUCUCGCCUGGGUUGAGUAAAACGACAACUUCUACCUUCACAGUCUCUAAACAGACGCCCCCCCCCCCCGAGAGUUGAGCAUCGACUCGUAUUGGAGAGCAGAACGUUUAGCUCAUAUGAGUUUCUAACUGUGUCUGUCGGUGGCGUUGUACGCACAGUUUUUUGUUUCAGUGUUAUGAUGGCAUGCAGCUUUUCCACAAAUUUGUAAAAAAUUAAACAAAAAAAACCAAAGGCACUAACUACAAAGUAACACUAAGGUAUUGAAAAGCAAAAACUAUAUAUUGCACAUGUAAAUAUCACUUGCGAUUGAAUGCAUUGAAGAAGUGCAUUUAAGCAUCCUCGUCCCUGACUCUGCGGUGGCUCAACGUGUCGUCUCGAUGCCCCUGUGGUGAUUCCACUGUCCCACCGAAGCAAAGUAUAACAGCUUCAUUAUCGUCAUUGUAUUCAAAUUCCGAACUAAUUUCUGCCCCCCCCCCCCUAAUGUUUACAAGUUAGCACCUUAAAUGGAAGAGCCGCUAUGCUUGAUUGCAAUUAUAAAGGUCACAUCAUAAUUGGUAACUUAUCAUCCUGUGAAACAAGGAAAUGUAAUUAUGGCACUGAGCAAAUGUAACAUUACAUUUACUAAUAUAUGUAAUAGUUUUUUAUGUGUUUCUAAACACAAAUAAUUUGUUAUGUUAUCCUUUUGAAGUGUAUAUGCUUCAAGCCUUUACAAGGCAUUUCUCACCUUGGACGAUAGCACGUGCUCUGGCUGCUUUGAGGCGCCUUUCUCUCCUGGAACCGACGUUUCCGUUCUUGUGCCGCGGUAGCGACCGCGUUUGUACCGUGGCCCCAAAAGCAUCACGGUGGCUGUGAGAUGUUAACCACUUCCCCUGGUAUGCAGGAGGUCGUGGGUUCGAUCCCGACCCUGACGCCUGCUGCUGUAUAUUGGGAGUUGGCUUCUCUCUCCCCGUGAGUGCGUGGAUUUUUUUCGAGUCCUCCGGUUUUUCCCUCCACAUUUAGAAAUAUGCGUCUCGAGUAUUUGACUGCGAUCCAUUUCCACACGAUGAUGAUAAGCCACUUCGUUGAGGAGCUGUCGUUUAUAAGCAGUUCGCUUCUGAAAAAGAGCUAAAUGUAGCUGAGUGCGUCUUAAGCUGGUCAAAGAAAAAAUAGUUUUAGUUUAGCUGUGGCCAGAAGCCUUUCUGUGAAAACUCGUCCAAUCAGAGGUGUCGCCUGAUUGCGGAAAAGGAACCUCCCCCCUCCUCCACUUAUUUGUCUUAGAAACUAAGUCUGGCCCACACUGUUACCAUCGGGGAAACCUGGCGGUGUGGCGACGUCGUUCUAGUACCCGACUCGCUGUUCACAGCCAGUGGAGUCGAGUGGGCCGUGGCCACAGACGCCCUGGGACUUGGGGCUGCCUCGUGCUCGCUUUGCCACGCGGAGAGAUUCCUGACAAACCACUCGGCGAGCGCGUUCAGAACCGACACCGUUGUCGGAUCAGGCCCGCUGUAAUAUCAACACAGCAAGCGGCCUUUCAACGUAGCCUCUUGAGUGUUUGAACGCCCGCUAAUGGCUGCUGUGCCUGGUGGAGGACGAAGGCUUUGCUGUGCGCAAGCCACGACAAGCGAUGACGACGAUCGACCGAUCCCAGACCUUUGGUAGGUUCGUCCUGUCGCCUCGUUCUGAUUCUCAGAACAUGAAAUGCGUUCCUUCCGUCCUUCCGUGGGGCGAAGAGUGGCAGCCCUUAUAAGUCGUCAACAGAGCAGCCCCCCCACUCCGUCUUCCAUUGCAAAUAUUCCCUGUCACUGAACACUUGCGGUGCUUGUUAGGACAGAAUAUAAACUGUGGAGUCCCACGAGAGAAAGCAAGUGUUUGUAAAGUCUGUGACAUCUCGAAGGUAAUUAUAACUGCUUUAAAUCUGUGCGAUUUUUCGAUGAUUGUGGCAAAUUUUCGGAAAUUAUCGUACAAAACACGGCUCCGGUCAUUCGUGAUGCGUCUCGGAGCCCGCGGCCCGCGCUCGUUAAUACGUCCGCGUUACCACGACAUCAGAAUCUGAAUGGAGGAAUCCGAUGAGCUAUAUAGCUCUUGUCCACAGAUGUCCAGUCUGGGCGAGUAAGAGCGUUACAACAACAAACAGGACAAACACGAUAGCAGUGCCAAGUACAGGCAAGGUAAACAAGUCACCCAAACACUUACAGAUACAACUCAACCAUCCCCAUCUUCCCAAACAAAGUCCACUGAGGUAUGAACUUAUUUCUAAAAUGCGACCUGGCCACAAAUGAUAGCGCAGGAACGUGUCUUGUCAUGUGGACAUUUGUCGCAGCAAAAUUAUCUGAAACGCAUGUUUCUAAAUGUGGAGGUAAAACCCGGAGGACCCAGAGAGAGAAAAAAAACCACGUCAGGGUCGAGAUCGAACCCACGACCUCCUGUAUACCAGGCGAGGUAGUUAACAUCUCCUAGCCACCGUGGCGGCGGCCCUUAAAUACAUGAAGUAUACAAGUUCAAAUUGCAUCAUCAAGUCCCAAGCGUCCGCGUUACCCCGACAGCGUUAAAGAGCCAACACACACCGCGUCCCCCCGUGUUGCCGCUUGACUGCAGACCCCACAACACACGAAGCGCGCACGUGCGUUCCCAAGAGAUGAUGUCAAUGCAGGACCCUCUGCCGCUUUUUAAUUGCAACACAGACCAUCGUGAAUAUCCUGCCUUUUAAUAACUUCCUUCGCAGGGGUGUGGUACUUAAUCGAACAACAAUGUGUUACGGUAUUUUCGCGUUGUAACAACACGCGUUUGUGCAUUAAGGUUGUGGAAUGAGAUACGCAGGCGAACGCAGUUGUCACGUGGCACACCAAGCUGCUGCUCUUCCGGUUGAUCCGUUUGUGAUGCUGCGUUGGUUUGGCUGUUCAUCAUUGGCCGCCGUUUCUUCGACUGUAACACUUGGGGCUUGGGGUUUUGCCUCUUCCCAACAAAGGCCAUCAGAAUAGAAUCGCCACAGUGCCUGUGUAUACGUAUACACAGGCACUGUGUAUACUGUGUAUACGUAUACACAGGCACUGUGUAUACUGUGUAUACGUAUACAGGCACUGUGUAUACUGUGUAUACGUAUACACAGUGCCUGUGUAUACGUAUACACAGGAGGCAGUCCAUUGUCAUCCGGUAGUGAGAUGCUAGAAAUUUGUGCCAACCUAUCGGGCACAAUUUGAAGCCCCGUUUAGUGUCGGAAUGUAUCAUCACUGUGGGGAGUAGUCUGAGGAUACAAAUUCACCCCCGUACUGAGCAAAUGAAUUGUCACAAUUUGGGCACACAUGGAUUCCCAACUCCCCCCCCCCCCCCUCCUCAAAUGUUACUGUCUUGUUUGUAUAGUUAAUUCUGUAUGAUUUGUCGUUUUUCCCACUCCACUCACUUCAUAAUUGGCAUAAAAUGUGCAGAAAUAAUGGGCGGUCGCUUGUGAAAUGCACGAUUUGAUCGUUAGUGUAAGAAUUGGUUUUACCAGUUCAAUGGAUGGCAUCCUUGUAUGCCUGGAACCGUAUGUGUCACUGAAAAAGUGGGCGAGUUUUACAAAAAGAUGUUGGGUCCUAUUUACUAAACAUUUUGACUGCCUCGUGUAUAUUUGUCCACAAUGCCGUGUGACAUUGAAUUACAUAAAGUCAACGAAACAUAGUUUGUCGUGUGACUGUCUACAUACUUUAAACAUUUCAUCCUCAACAUUUUUCAUUGGUCACUUUUUAGACAUAUCGUGAUGGAUGCAUGGUCGUGAUACAGCUCGGCUGCUAAAGCAGCAAGGUUUUCACUCGUGCAAUCCUGGACAAAAUUAUCUCAGCCAUGUCCUCCACAUCGCCCUCAAUCAUCCCCUGGGAAUCAGUAAAAUGAGCUGGGUGAUUGGAAGUCAACGGACGUUGUCCGUGAGAGAGAGGCAGCCCUGCCCGAGCAGUGAUGGAAAUUGCCAAGUCAACAUCGUGAGGCCAGUCGAUUGAAUUGUCGUAAGGAAAUGCCAAUUUACUCUGGAGAGGUGAUGAGUUGAGUCGGUCCCACGUUAUUACUCGAUCGGUGGAAACGCAGUCUAAAUGCAUCUUAUUCAUAACGUUUAACUUACACUAUAUGCAGUAUACACAUUCUCAGGGGCAAUCGAAAAGCCAUGAGAACGGGCUAUUAAAAGUAUUCACAGGCUAAAACUGUACUCAUUUGUUCAACUACUCGGUGUACUGACAUGUGAUGCUUUAAAAGAAGCCAAACUCUGUUAGUGGAAAAUUCUUUCGUAUGUCCUCAACAAGGCAUUGAGCGGCCUUCAUGCAUAUCGCAUCCACUAAAAACAAUCAUAGUCAAAGAAUAAAGUGGAUGCGCAGCUGAGAGGAACAACUGUCACAUUAAAUUUCGAUUUAAAGCUUUCGUGACUGCAGGGAUUCAUCUUCUUUGUUCUUUCGGUAAAGUCACGUAGAAGGAAAGUGAUAAAAUAAUAAAAAUAAAACAUAAUAAAAUCAAAUAAUUAUUAUGUUUUAUUUUUAUUAUUUUAUCACUUCCCUUCUACGUGACUUUACCGAAAGAACCAAGAAGAACUGUCACAUUGUGCCAAGAACGGGGUGCUGUGUGUGCGUGUGUGAUCUGUACACCAGGAGCCUCGUGCUCGAUUUCCAUGCACUGCUCAACGACCCCAUGCUUGAAACUGUAGUUGUUUAAAUCGUGUUUGAAUUAACAAAAAAGACCAAUCAGUCGUGCGCGCACCGUGUGGUUUGAACGAUUCCACUGGAAUUGGACCCAUUCCUGACUCUCGGAAUUGGUCCAAUUCCUCACGUUUUAUGCCAUGGGCAGCACGGCUUAUAAAGUCAUGGGGGGGGGGGAUUCAAGGUCCUGCCAAUGUCUCCAGCCUGGCUUUGCUUACGACUGGGCAUGGGAAACAAUGCCUCACUUUCUCCAGGUAUAGCCGUGGGUUGUGUACAAAGUUGCAAUGGUAACUUCCGUCUUUUUCACUUCGCUUUGUUUUUGCCAAACCGAACUGUAAAACAUCUCUUUAUAAAAAAAAGUAUUGCAUCAAAAGCAUUUUGUGUAAAUGUAUGUUUUAUGCCUUUAUCAACACGACACAUCUACUUAUCUGACAAACUAUGGAAAUACGCUAUUGUUUAUGUAUCCAGGCUUGUGCCUGGGCUCAUCUGGAGCAUUUCACAUCUCAGGAACCUUUAAUCGGGUCGUUAAACAUAGACGGUUUUAUUUGCCGAGAACAUUUGUGCAAGCAUUGGCAUUUUGAAAGUUAAUUUUGUUUAUUUACAUCCAUAACAUUCGACAAUGUCAAGAAUGAACAAAAGCAAUUCCUGAACGAGAAGGGGGUGAAAAAAGCACUUGGAAAAUGAUUUAACAUUUACAUUUUUACAACACUCGGUUACUUGUUACGAGAAUUCUCGAUUUUUGCAUAAAUGUCGUUCUCUCUUUGUCGCACUUCAAAUGACAGGCUGGUGAAGAUUAAGCAUGCAUGCCAUUUCCUUUUCCGUAAACAAAGCCAUGUUAAACGUUUAUCCUUCUACAAGCUGUUUGAAAUGUAACCUUUAAAAAAUGAGUUUCAUUGUAAAAAAAAUGAAUUUCCAUUUUCUUACAGAUAGCCUAGUACUCUGCAUAACCGACUCAAACAUAACGCAUUAACCCCUUAAUCUGCCGCUUGUACUUUGUAAAGGGAAGCCCUUGUGGUAUGUCCCUGUUCGUCAUGAGUCUGCUGAACACCGCUGGGUUAACAGGAACACGACGUGUGACUCCUUCCGCGACCGGUCGGGUUGUUGCAGCUCGCAUUGCCAUGUGGGACUGGAGCUGAUUGUAAAAUAAAUGCUGCCAACUCGGCUGACCAUGAACUCGCGGAAAGGCACAUCAUUGCCUUGGAUGUGCUCCGGUCAUUUUCAUAAUAUUUUUAACAAAGAUUGUGCUACAUUUGUUCUAAGGAGUACCUACAUUUCAGAUGUUAAAUUGUAUUAAAUAUGAAUUUCAUUUUUCAUGGAGUAAUCUUUUAUUUAAAUUUACAUUUUUAUAUACGAACGUGAAAUUAUGUGAAAGCAUUUUCACUAUCUGUGGAAUGUAAAACACAAUUUAAAUGUAUGCCGUAUGUUUAAAUUGUGUGUGCCAUGUUCUUUUUUUCAAGAAUAUUUAUCAACACCCUUGCAAAACUUACGGGAUGGAUAAUGGGUUGAUGCUUGGUCACAUGGAUAAACCUUGGACACGUUUAACACCGAGGUUUCCAGUUCAGUUGGCGUUGACUGAAGAACCUUCCUGGAACGUUGUACAGUUGGGAUACAAUUACGUGUGCAGACACAUUAAUCCAGCCAUGAUGCGGAGAGGCUUUUGGCUCGGAGUUCCAAUUUAUCGCUGUAGAAUAAGGAGGCUAUUUUUUAUAUCAGCAGUUAACAAUGUAGAUAUUCACUGCUUUUUUUGUGCAAACAUCCACCCUGAUGCACGUGUUUAUGCAUCGGGCCAAAGCAAAGCGUCGAUAAGGGGUACCGAUUUGAUUAUGGAAUCAAUUGGAGUGAAAUAUUUGACGUGUUCUUUUUAUAUUACAUGAUCCUGUUAAUCAUGACAAUGAAUAAUACACAAUAAACUCAUUCCCCCCUGAA